AUGGCGCAACUUCCUCUGCCAGGCCUGGUGAGGCAGUCGGGAGCCUCAUGCCACCCUUCACCUGUGGUCGAUGCACUGAAUGCUGACUUCCAUUUAAUUUCUAAUUUUCUGAAUGUCAGUAGCCACAUGGAGCUGGCGGCUGCUACCCUGGACAGCUCUGACACAGAAAAGUCUAUUGCUAAUCUUUUAUACACGAUGUUCCAAUCAUCAUUCAUCACUGAUCACUGCUGGUGCCGCACAGACCUGAUGUCAGACACGUCUCUGCUCUGCCCAGUGAGUAAACCUUCUGAGCACAAGGGGGGCCAAACGUUCCUGAAGCGUCUCUUGCCUCAGCCAUCGCGGUCAGUGUCUAGGACCUCGGGCUACUGGUGA
Molecule: messenger RNA, 372 nt
Organism: Rangifer tarandus platyrhynchus (Svalbard reindeer)
Lineage: Eukaryota; Metazoa; Chordata; Mammalia; Artiodactyla; Cervidae
Source: the annotation of a GenBank genome assembly